AUGUAAAAAUAAAAGUUUAAAUCAAAAUUAUUGAUUGAACGUCAAAACCGAAUACUUCAUGCAUAACUUAAUUACAUUGUUUCAAAUCAAGGCUACUACUUAAAAAUAAAAAGUAAUAAAAAUUUAACAUCAUUUUUAGAUUUAACUAUGACAUUAAUUGAAGCUAAUAAUGAUAUUGAGGAUAUGCAAACAGGAAAGGGAAUUGAAUAUAUGGUGUUGAAUUUGUGUUGA
Molecule: messenger RNA, 231 nt
Organism: Paramecium octaurelia
Lineage: Eukaryota; Ciliophora; Oligohymenophorea; Peniculida; Parameciidae
Source: the annotation of a GenBank genome assembly